Copidosoma floridanum is the source of this 1960-nucleotide messenger RNA. RefSeq names its product mitochondrial translation elongation factor Tu 1. Gene Ontology annotation, biological process: mitochondrial translational elongation. NCBI's taxonomy places the organism in Eukaryota, Metazoa, Arthropoda, Insecta, Hymenoptera, Encyrtidae. Gene Ontology annotation, cellular component: mitochondrion. Gene Ontology annotation, molecular function: GTPase activity; GTP binding; translation elongation factor activity. The record is from RefSeq and is a predicted model, not a curated record.
UUAAACUUUGUGACAAGCAUGGAAUUACCAAUAAGAUGUUCUUGUUGCUCCAACAAUGACUUGGUACUGUAAACAAAACAAGGCAAGAGUUGAAAAAAAAGUGACACAAACGAGUUGUGUUAGGUAACACCAACGCGUAUACCAAUAUCACCUAUAUAGCCAUUCGCAAGCCGCCGACGAAUCUCUCCGUUCGUGCAGUAGGAGAGAAGCCUAAAAAAAAUCAUAACAGUCAAUAAGUGUGGUUAGAAAUCAUGGCUUUGGUUUGCGCUAGAACGGUUUUGUAUCCUGCUCUAAGGCAGAGUGUCCGACACAUCAGCGUUGUCAAACAACUCGCUAAAUUCCAAAAAUGCAAUCAAUUGUGCAACAGGAUCUACUUGCCAAGAAUCACAGGACAGCGGUUUUACGCUGAAAAAGUUGUAUUUGCAAGAGACAAGCCUCAUUUGAACGUAGGAACAAUUGGCCAUGUCGAUCAUGGAAAAACUACUCUCACUGCAGCUAUCACAAAAGUUUUGUCAGAAAAAGAAUUGGCAAAGGCAAAGAAUUACAAUGAAAUUGAUAAUGCCCCAGAAGAAAAAGCUCGAGGUAUCACGAUAAACGUGGCACACAUUGAGUACGAGACAGAAAAGAGGCAUUAUGGUCACACAGACUGUCCAGGUCACGCAGAUUACAUAAAAAACAUGAUUACUGGUACAGCUCAAAUGGAUGGUGCUAUCUUGGUUGUCGCUGCUACUGAUGGCACCAUGCCUCAGACAAAAGAGCAUUUGAUCCUGGCAAAACAGAUUGGCAUUGAACACAUUGUUGUAUUCAUCAAUAAGGUGGACACUGCUGAUGCUGAUUUGGUUGAACUUGUGGAGAUGGAGAUAAGAGAGGUUAUGACUGGAAUGGGAUUUGAUGGAGAAAAAGUUCCAGUUAUCAAAGGAAGUGCUCUCUGCGCUCUCGAAGGAAAAAAUCCUGAAAUAGGAAGGGAUGCAGUAAUUCAGUUAUUGGAAGCUGUAGAUAGCCACGUACCAGUGCCAAUGAGAGAUCUUGACAAACCGUUUUUGUUACCAGUUGAGGGUGUAUACUCUAUUCCGGGUAGAGGAACAGUCGUCAGUGGCAGAUUAGAACGUGGAAAAUUGAAGAAGGGAACUGAGGUCGAGUUUUUAGGCUACAACAAACAAUUGAAGAGCACCGUCACGGGUGUAGAAAUGUUCCACAAAACUCUUGAGUAUGCGGAAGCGGGAGAUCAGCUGGGUGCUCUUGUCAGAGGUCUCAAGAGGGAAGAUGUCAGGAGAGGCAUGGUCAUGGCCAAGCCAGGUACAGUCAAAGCUUAUGAUCACAUUCAGGCUCAAGUUUACGUUUUGACUCCAGAAGAAGGUGGCCGAAAAAAGCCAGUAACCGAGAUGAUGCAGCUUCUAGUAUUCAGCAGAACGUGGGAUUGUCCAGCACAGGUCUCUGUUCCAGAAAAAAAUUUGGCUAUGCCAGGCGAAGAUGCAAAAUUAGACUUGAAGCUUUUCAAAUCAAUGGUGUGUGAAAAGGGUCAGCGUUUUACACUCAGAGAUGGUGGUGUUACCGUUGGCACCGGCGUUGUUACUGACCUUUUACCAGCGUUAACCGAAGAUGAGAAGCUUGUUGUAAUAGAAGGGAAAAAAGCUAUAAGAAAAAUACAAAGGAAACAAGAAUUGCAAAAAGGUGCAAAAAAGUAAACGUUAAUGAAUGUAUUUCGUAACAAAAUAAUCUUACACCCGUACUGUAGAUAUUAUUAAAAAUUGAAAUCAGCUUUAUUUGUUAUACUUUAAAAAUGUCAAAAAAAAAAAAAAAAAUUAUGAACUAUGUUUAUUAGACAUUGAUAUCGUACAUAAAAGCUGAAAUUGUAUUGCAAAUUUCUGGAAUUUUUUAAACUUGAGUUGCGUAAUUAUUUAAGUAAGUGAGUGAGUAUAAAUAUAGUUUUGCAUACAAUAAAUUUUGAAUACUUUACGUA